Toxorhynchites rutilus septentrionalis is the source of this 1944-nucleotide messenger RNA. RefSeq names its product forkhead box protein P1-B (gene FoxP). Gene Ontology annotation, molecular function: DNA-binding transcription factor activity, RNA polymerase II-specific; RNA polymerase II cis-regulatory region sequence-specific DNA binding. The transcript is spliced from 5 exons. Lineage: Eukaryota; Metazoa; Arthropoda; Insecta; Diptera; Culicidae. Gene Ontology annotation, cellular component: nucleus. Gene Ontology annotation, biological process: regulation of transcription by RNA polymerase II. The record is from RefSeq and is a predicted model, not a curated record. Bases 155 to 1504 code for a protein of 449 amino acids.
GCAAGGAACUCGUCACCGAAGGAAGUGGGAACAGUCUGUCGAAGGUUUUUCGCUCUUAAAAUAACACAAAUUGUACAGAAAAUUGGUGAAAUUGGUGCUUGAUACCAGACGAUCUCAGACACGCCGAGAUGCACUUUUAUCCAUUCCAACAUGGAUGCACCCAAUUAACUCUUUUUUUUCUACUUUCAGCAUUGAACUCACUUUAUGCACAAUUUUGUUUUCAGAAUCACGCACAAAACGCAGUUUUGAAGACCAUUCUUCGAUACUCCAGAUGCAAGCAAUUAUUAAUGUUCCGAUAUUUCAAUUGCAGUCAAAAUUGUUAUCACAGUUUGUAAUGUCGCUUUUUCUAUGUUUCAUUCCACACACAUUAGAGGACUCAUCCCUAAAGCUAUCGAUUCAUCCGCUGUUUGGCGGUGGAGCUUGCCGCUGGCCAGGCUGCGAGAGAGUGUUCGAUGAUUUCGACGACUUCUACAACCAUCUCCAGUCGGAUCAUAUCAACGGAGACUACUCGGCGGCGCAGGCUCGCAUCCAGAUGGAGGUUGUCUGUCAGCUGCAUCUGCAGCUGCAGAAGGAACGCGACCGGCUGCAAGCGAUGAUUCUGCAUCUUAACAAGAAGAAUGAAAUGGCUCGUAUUCCGAUGGCCGGAGCGAACCCGUUUGUGCCGCAGAUCCCACCUCCGCCUCCACCGUACGAAUUGAUCGCCGGUUUGCGCUUCCCUCCGGCAUCGGCCGCUGCUGUGGGUGGCGACAGUGGGGAUGGAGGAAUGGCGGAAGCCGCGUUACAGCUGACCGGAAAGCAUCAGCAGGCGUUACAUCAUCAUCAUCAGCAGCAACAGCAGCAUCAGCAACAACAACAACAACAACAGCAUCAGCAGCAUCAGCAGGUGGGAUGUGCUUCCGGACGAUCUUCAAAGGGUUCCGCGAUGAGAGCUAAAUAUUUUGGGACACAGGAUGCCGAAGCUGGCUUCAAAGAGGUGCACUAUCCGGAUGUGCAGGAUGAUGUUCAUAAAAAUCGCGAAUUCUAUCGGAGUCAUGACGUGCGGCCUCCUUUUACCUACGCGUCGCUUAUACGACAGUCAAUUAUUGAGUCUCCCGAAAAGCAAUUGACUUUGAAUGAAAUCUACAACUGGUUUCAAAAUACCUUCUGCUACUUCCGGAGGAACGCAGCGACAUGGAAGAACGCAAUCCGGACGAACCUGUCGCUGCACAAGUGCUUCGUCCGGUACGAGGACGACUUCGGGUCGUUCUGGAUGGUCGAUGAUCACGAGUUCCUGAAGCGGCGCCAUUUGUCGCGGGGGAGGCCCCGCAAAUACGACAUCACGAUGCCACUCGAGCCGGAAAGUGAGGGGGGCGGCGGCGGUCAGCAACCGCAGCAGCAUCGUGUUACCCACCACCAGCAGCCCCCCGGAGGAGGCACACCACCCCUAAUCGGAGGCCACUGCUACGACGAGGGCGGUAGCAGUGGCGGGCUGAGGACCCCGAAGAAAGAGUUUGUGAGACGGUAAAAUUAAUGUUAGAUGUUUAACGACACGAGAGUAGAAUAGGAUAAUGACAAAUGAAGGUUUGAUAAGCAAUGGUUAUAUUUCGGAUCAAUCAAUGGUCGAUGGUGCUAUUUAAAUAUUUUUAUAAAUUUUUAUUUUUUGAUGAUACUUAUUUUUGGGAAUAUGUUUGACCUAUCUUUCAUUGAAAUUCAGAGCCAGAUUUAGGAGAGCGGCUGGGAAGGUAGAAAAACUUGUAAAACGAAUGGUGAACCAAAAUCAAGCACAUAGUACUAUAAUCUACUAAUUUUUGAUAUUUUCAGGGUGCGAAUUCUGACAUGAUAUCAAUCAUCAAAUCAUCGUUCAACUUCUUUCCAAUGUCUGUGAUAUUUACGAAUACAGAAUUUUCGAUAAAUAAAAGAAUAAGUCUGAUAAGAAUUAUUUACUCAGAAUAGUAAUUAAUGAAA